AUGUCCGCCACGAUGAGAUCCACCGGAUUGGUUCGCGGAACCCCUGCUUUUCGGGCAGCGCUCGCUGGUCGUCACCGUUCCAGUGCGCUGAGCCCGGCCUCUGUAGCAGCCAGAACCCUUCUCCAAAAUGGCCGCACUCUCCCAUCUCAAGUAUCGGCCCUUGCAAUUCUGAUGCCGCAACGAGGAUACGCGACCGAGCAGUCUACAUCAAACUCUUCUCAAUCCUACCCACCCCCCGGCUUCAAUGCCGAGCAAGCAAAGAAGCCAAUCCCCCAAGACCAGACUACCCAGCCCGAGUCCGCCGUUGCAAAGCCCCAGUCUGAGACCUCGGCUGUCAGCAAGACAAAGUCCGGAACUGUGAACAAGUCCAGCGCAGAGGACCAGAAGGUGGCCGAGAAGAAGAGUACCAAGAAGUUGACCCUCGGCCAGAAGGUUAAGAAAGAGCUUCAGCACUACUGGGAUGGAACCAAGCUGCUGGCCACAGAGGUCAAGAUUAGUUCGCGAUUGGCAUUGAAGAUGGCCGGUGGAUAUGAAUUGAGUCGCCGAGAGCACCGCCAGCUUCAGCGUACCACGAAGGAUUUGGGCCGUCUGGUUCCCUUCUCGAUGUUCCUCAUCGUUCCCUUUGCCGAACUGCUGCUGCCCGUCGCUCUGAAGAUCUUCCCCAACCUUCUUCCCAGCACCUACGAGGGCCAGAAGGCUCGUGAUGCCAAGGCCUUGAACCUCAGCUCCACCCGAAAGGAGGUUUCUGGCUUCCUGCGCAACACCCUGCGCGAGACCGGUCUCCCCCUGACCAUGGCCACCGUCAAGAACGACGAGUUCGCCGACUUCUUCCGUAAGAUUCGCACCACUGGCGAAUCGCCCUCCACCGAGGAUGUCAUCAAGGUCUGCAAGAUCUUCAAGGACGACCUGACCCUCGACAACCUGUCUCGCCCCCAGCUGGUCGGCAUCUGCCGAUACAUGAACCUGAACUCGUUUGGCACAGACGCCAUGCUUCGUUACACGAUUCGCCACCGCAUGCGCCAAAUCAAGCGUGACGACCGCGCCAUCUUCUACGAGGGCGUAGACUCGCUCUCCGUCCCAGAAUUGCAGAUGGCUAGCGCCUCGCGUGGUAUCCGCACACACGGCGUCUCCCCCGCUCGCCUGCGUGAGGAUCUCGGCAUGUGGCUCGAACUCCGUCUCAAGCAGGGCGUUCCAUCCACCCUGCUCGUCCUGAGCAACGCCUACCUGUACACCCAGGGUGGCAAGGAGUCCGAGAUGGCAUCCCAGAUCGACGCCCUUAAGUCCGUUCUCUCCAGUAUCCCCGAGGAGCUCUUCCACGAGAUCGAGCUCGAGGUUCACAACGCCGAGGGCGCCGCCACCAACAAGCAGCGUCUGGAGGUUAUCAAGGAGCAGGAGGAGCUGAUCGAGGAGGAGAACGAGCAGAACAGCGAGAACGAGGGCAAGGGUGUUUCUGCGCCUAAGGAUAUUGAGGACAUCGAUGAGAAGGAGGAAGCCAAGGUUGAAGCUUCUAAUGGCGCUGAUAAGCAAACCUCCGAGGCUAAAGAGGCCAUGGCUGAAGGUGAUCGCGCUGAGAAGACCAGCGAGUCCAAGGAAGCGAAGAAGAGCGAGAGCUUGUAG
This is a messenger RNA of Penicillium antarcticum, 1617 nucleotides long. RefSeq names its product MRS7 family protein. Gene Ontology annotation, biological process: intracellular monoatomic cation homeostasis. Gene Ontology annotation, molecular function: ribosome binding. Lineage: Eukaryota; Fungi; Ascomycota; Eurotiomycetes; Eurotiales; Aspergillaceae. Gene Ontology annotation, cellular component: mitochondrial inner membrane. The record is from RefSeq and is a predicted model, not a curated record. Bases 1 to 1617 code for a protein of 538 amino acids. The transcript is spliced from 2 exons.